Molecule: messenger RNA, 4648 nt
Organism: Schistocerca gregaria
Lineage: Eukaryota; Metazoa; Arthropoda; Insecta; Orthoptera; Acrididae
Gene: mRRF1
Product: ribosome-recycling factor, mitochondrial
Exons: 6
Coding region: 148-966 (272 amino acids)
Biological process (GO): translation
Cellular component (GO): mitochondrion
Molecular function (GO): ribosomal large subunit binding
Source: RefSeq, a predicted model, not a curated record
CUGAGUCUACUUCAUUGGCAACAUCUUUAAUUUGUUUACAUAUACUGACGCCGGUACGCAUUGUUUCAUUACAAAGUGGUUGACGUUGCAUUCAAACGGCGAAUAAAAUCGGGUUGCAAAACAAGUCAGCUCCCAAGAUUGUCUGUUAUGAGGUGGACGUGCAUGAUGUUGGCUUCUGGCUUCUUCCAUGGGAGACGUCUAGGAUCAUUUUUGAGUUUGCCACAUAAGUUACAACAAAUAGCUGCAUAUAAUUCCUACUGGCCAGUUUUGCGAUUUUGCAGCAUACCAGUGAUACAAAACCACUCCUUGCCUCUGUGUUGCAUAAAUUUUGUGCCGUUCAGAGGCUAUGCUAAAGGAAAAGACAAGAAGAAAGAGAAGAAAGGAAAGAAAAAGAUUGAAAUUAAUGAGACCAUGUUGGGAGAAAUUGUAGAUGUUGAAAGUAUGAAAGCUCAGAUGAAGAAAGCAGUAGAUACUCUGAAGGAUGAGUAUAUUAAGAAUCUCUCUCUUCGUUCAACAACAGGUUCAAUUGAGUCACUCAAAGUACGAUUCGAAGGAAAGGAUUUCACAUUGCAGGAACUUGCACAAGUUAUCAGGAAGAACCCAAAAACUGUAAUUAUUGAUGUUUCAACAUUUCCUCAGGCCAUUCCGUCAGUGCUUCAGUCAAUACAGAAAUCGGGGAUGAAUCUCAAUCCACAGCAAGAUGGAACAACACUGUAUAUUCCUGUUCCAGUGGUAACAAAGGAAUACAGAGAAACUCUUGCAAAAAAUGCAAAAGUUCUUUUUAUCAGAUGCCGUGAUAAUGUGAAAGAUGUGCAAAAUCGAUAUAUUAAAAAGGUGAAAACUCUUGCAGAUAUUUCAGAGGAUACAUCUCACAGUGUUCAAGAACAGAUUGCUGCUUUCGCAGACCAAUAUUUGGCAGAAGCAACAAAGAUUUUCGAAGCCAAAGAAUCUGAGCUCUUACGAUAAGGAAGAACUAAGAUGUCUAGUGUGAAUGUUUUAGUUGCAUAAAUGUCUUUGAAUGAUAUUAAAAAUGUGACUAGAGACACUGAUAAAUGUGUAAUUAGUACACACUUGGGUUUUUGUUGUAAAAUAAACUUAAAAGAAAUAUUUGGGUAUUAAUUAAUUGCUCCUAAGGUAUCAUAUAACAAAGUAAGUAAUUAACUAAAUGCUUAUUUUUUAGAACAAAACAUACUUUGAAAUUUUAUUUAGCACUGUGGCAUUCUGUCUUAUCCUAUCCAUGUGCGUUGUUAGAGGCAUCUAUUUGAUGUCUUGAAUGAGGAAAAAUAUCUAUAGAUUAAGGCUUGACUAUAUCUUAGCUAUUGUGCUGUAUGUAGAGACAUUGUUAUGGUGUCUUGUUAUAAGAUACCAUUAUUUGACUAAUGUCUGUCGUGAUUCUUCACUUUUGUAAUGUGCAGCUGCACUGCAUUCAAAAAUAAUUGUCAAAUAAUAACAACAUGAGGGCAUCAGCAAAUAGUUCACAGUUUUAACUCCAUGAGCGCCAUCUGUGAAAUAUUUAUGCCUGUUAUAUAUAAAGAUAUGUGUUUUUUGUACAUUUUCUCAUGUGAAGAGCAUCUUUGAACAAAUUGUAGAAUGCUUUUAUACGUUUCUUCCAAAUUUUAGCACGGUUUCAUGAUCUUGUAAUUAUUUUACUUACAUGAUAAACAACAUGUUUAGCAAAACUCAAGUGUGUUGUCCACUGGUAUAAUAUGUAUGUAGCUAUGAUGUCAUCUGCAGUGUAUUUUAUUGUGAAAUGAAUAAUGUUCCCUGAAAAGUCAGUUUUAUUCCUCAACAAAUUUAUAGUGUAUGGUAAAAGUCCUCAAAAUUCAUGUAUGAUGACCACCAAAAUAGAAAGAACUUUCUGUUGGUAAAACCAUGUAGAUCAACACUUAAUAUACAUGUUGGGCAGGAAGAGAGCAUCAAAGAAAGGAAUUUGAGUUUAGGAACUGGGUGUUGAAAUCACAUAUUUACACACUACAUGUAUCAACAAUAUCUCCUGCUGUGUGACAGUCUUCAAGCCUGAAAUGUGUGUAUGUGUUUGCCAGAUACAAACAUACUGCACACUCUCGCUGUUGCUAGGUGGAACUGAUGUGCAAUGUGGAACAUUGGUUUCAAGUGCACUUUUAUUGUAUUCAAUAGGUUCAAUGGUCUGACUAGUGCAGGUCUCAAUGAGUGAGUGAGUGUUGUGAAGCAUUAACAUGGAAUAUGGUUUCAUUAGAAAUGGGCUAGGUGACAUGCGUGUGGUCUGCGACACUGUUAAUGGCAAUGCGAGGGCAGCUCUUAGGAUUUAUCGGGAACGUUAUCCACACCGCAGGCUGUUUCAGAAAACUACUUUUGUGUCAAGUUACAGAUAAAUGGGAGAGACAAGAUGAUAGUGGGAGUAGCAUGAUAGCCAAAUCUCUCUGAAUGUGUGUUGGCUAUGGAUGAGGCUUUCUUUACCCAUGAAAGCAUUUUCAUAUUGCACAACGGCAACAUUUGGGCACUUCAGAACCCUCAUGCGAUGUAUGUCCAUGGUCAUCAAGAGCAUUUCUGUAAACGUGGAGACAGGAAUUGUGAAUGAUUCGCUCACUGGCCUCUAAAUGUUAUGUCAGAGCCUUAAUGCUCUCAGUUACCUUGUAUUUUUGCAACAAGUAGUAGCUGCUCUCCUCCCAGACGUGACACCAUUGUAUUUUUUCUUGUAGGGUACCAUGAAAUAACAGCAUGCAGGCAACACUGGUUGAGUAAGAACUUGGAGGCUUGCAUUGUGGCAACAGCAGAAGUGAUCCAGACUACUGCUGGUGUAUUUCAGGGAACACACCAACACCAAUCCCUGCAUUGCCACUAUAAUCCAUGCCCACUCGAAAACGGUGCUCAUUUUGAACAUUUGCUAUAAAGUACUUACAUUAAUUAAGUGGUGGUAAGUCUGUGUCUAAAAGAAUACUAAUUUUUCACUUACUUUGAUCUUUUUAGGACAUUUAGUAAUGUGAAACAUGAACGUGUGACUUUUUUCCAUUUCUAAAGAAGUUCUGUGUAGUAUGUCAAUGAAGUUUGAUGUACUUCUAUGUGAUGCUUGGAAGUUUUUUUUUUUUUUUUUUUUUUUUUCUCAUCAGGAUAAUUCGUUAGUCCUAACAUUUUGUUUACGUAUACAUUUUCUGUGAAUUACUUUUCAUUUUGACUAAAGAUAUGCUUAUGUCAGAUUUCAGUUAUGUUCAUGUAGUGCCAAAAAUAUGCAACUGCAGCCCAUCAUUUCUACACUCAAAUUGCUUCGUUUGAUGCCGUCUGUCUGCCCUACACUUUUAGUCAAAAGUGUUUUGGGGUAGCUUAUAUUUCUUAUGAUGUUACUACCUACUGGCAUAUUCAGAUCAAAACUUAGAACAUGUAAGACAGUAUCAUUGUCAGUUUCAAUAAAACCUAUGCCUACAGGGGAUGUAGCAGCUUAGGCAUAUGUUUUCUUAAAACUUACCCUGAAGGUUGCUUUACAUGUUCUAAGUUUUGAUCUGAUGCUGGGAGCAGCCGAAACAUUGUAAUAAAUGAAGAAAUAUAUUAAGCCAUGUAGAUGACUUUAUUCACAAAUGAUCACAAACUCACUCAGAAAGUUUAUUGUAUUUAAUAAUAAGUAAGGGUAACAUUGAUGUGAUUCUUCAGUUUCUCUCAGCAUAUUCAUACUGAAAUAGUUCAUAGGUGAAUGAUCAGAUGUUGGUGUCCAGCAGCAGAAUUUUUUGGCAAACAACCGCGUUGCCGUUAUCAACACACCUGACGAUGGCAAGGUGGUCAUUAACCGAAAUAUUCUGCUUGAUGGACACCGACAUCCAGUCGUUCACCUAUUGAGUAUUUUGACAAGGGUAACAUACCUAUCAAAAUACCUAUCCUGUCACAGCUAAUUAGCUACUUAGUUUCAUAUUCUCAAACUAUUUUCACACGCAAUCUAGUUGUCUGUUUGUUUUCUUUAAUACAGAGUGAUUAUAAUUAAAUUUUUGCUACCUGAGCCGGUGUAGAUGGAAAACUAUUUACCCUAUGGGUACCCACGUUUAUAGGAAUGAUGAUCAGACUGUGGACUGCAGGAUUUGUGUAGUUAGUAGUGUUAGUGUAUGACUUACCAUUAGACACCAGUACUGGUAUGACAACAUUGGAUUGAAACACAAGCAUCAGUGUGCAUUACAAUUGCAGUCAGUCAACACGAGUCUGGACAACGUGAGCAGGGCUUUACUUCUAAAGCUGUUUUAUCAAACCAAAAGCAAUAGUGCUGCUACUCUUCACGAAUUCAACAUGUUAAAGGAAUAUGGAGAGGUACUCUUUCCACACCGGGUUUGGAGAACAUGGUUCAGAAGUUUUAAUUAACUGGUGAUUCUUGAAUUGCUCCGGGGAGAGGCUGAUGAGCAAUUGUGCCACAAAUUGUUGAAGAUGUUACUGUAACUAUGGCUUAGAAUGCUGGACACAAUGUGUGAUCUUCAAGCAGUGCACAAGCUAUGUCAUGACAGCUGAACAUUACAUGGUCCACUGUUUGAAAAGUGCUGCAAAAAGUUGUGGAAUGUUAUCUCUAGUGAGAUUACAGGCUGUUGCGUAUGCAGAUGGUUGUCACACUGAGCAAUGUUUGUAACCUGGGACAUAAACAUGAUAUGCAAUGAACAAAUGUUACCCUCUAACAUGGAAAUUAAAAUGUUUUUUUUUUUUU